AAAAGAGCCGCGUUAAGAUCCUUAAUUCUCUUUUUGUAUUCCACAGGAAAACAAAAAAUGGAACAUGAAUGCGAGUAAAUAUUAAAGACACUGUUUGCUGUAAAGUAUUCAUUGUAGCGCCACCUUGCGGAUAGUAUAGCGAACUGCGUUUAAGAAAUCUGUUCAUGUCUUUGCAACACCAAAUGCCAUAAUGCAAGGAUCAAGAAUUUAAUCGAUACACAGCCCUGAAUUCAUCACAAGCUUAUCUCGGGAUGCAUGUUUUAGCUUUUAAAAGCCUGCGCAUCCUCGCAUCCGCUCUCCUCACUAAUGUCUUUACGUCAUAUAGCAGAUUCUGAGCGAUCUGUGCGUCCGCGAUGCAUCUACGUCACCCACUGUGUUCCCCCAAGUAGCAUCAGUUUUCCAUCAUCUCUCAGAAGCGCCGCCUCUCCUCGCUGUGACCGCAAAUUUGACUCCUCGCUCAUGCCCUAAACGUGUUGCAUACAUGCGAAGGCAGGAGUCUGGCGCGCGAUCCGCAGAGGUGAGACAGCAGCACUCGUAUCCCAACGGUGAACGGUCAAUAUGACCGAACUCGUGGUGCGGACCCUUCCGUCUCCUUCAGGUGUGCAAGGUCCCGGCCCGGACACUUAUAAAGGAUGGCUCUUUAAAUGGACCAACUACCUGAAGGGCUACCAGCGCCGGUGGUUCGUCCUGAGCAACGGCCUCCUGUCUUACUACAGGACUCAGGCAGAAAUGGCACACACCUGCCGAGGCACGAUUACUUUGGCGACGGUGCACAUAGAGAUAGGCGACACCUAUCACUUUGUGUUGACAAGUGGAGGGCGGAGCUAUCACCUGAAGGCAUAUUCAGAGGGGGAGUGUCAGCGGUGGGUUUCUGCUCUGCAACAGGCCAAAGCAAACGCCACUCAAAUGAUGCCCCAUUCAGAUGACUCUGGUGACGAGGGUCCACUAGCCCAGCCGGAUCGUGCUCUGAUCCAGGGGGCGCUCAAGACUCUGGCCAGCAAGCUUGAAGACCUCAGCACCUGCAAUGAGCUCAUAGGGAAGCACGGUGCCGCACUCCAGCGCUCCCUUAGUGAACUGGAGGACUUGCGCACCCCUACCGACGGCGCAGAUAAGCUGAAGACCGUUAACGAGCGAGCUACUCUCUUCCGCAUCACUUCCAAUGCUAUGAUCAAUGCCUGCCAGGACUUUGCGGAUCUAGCGGAGGCACACAGCCGGCGGUGGCAGCGUGCGCUGCAGUAUGAGAGGGAACAGCGCCACCACCUGGAGGACACUAUCGAGCAGCUAGCCAAACAGCACAACAAUCUGGAGAGAGCCUGGAGAGAAGCGCCCAGCACACACAAUAGGGUGGAACGAACACCAGAGGGGGAAUCCAGUGAAGAGAAUGAAGACAUAGAGUUCUUUGAUGCCAUGGAAGAUUCUCCAGCCUUCAUCACAGUGCCUGCUGACGAUCACUCACAGCACAGACACUUGAGUAGUAACAAGAGCGUGACCAGUGGAAGUCUAUCCAGUAAUUGGAGCCAGGAUGACAAUGACAGUUCUGGUAAUUAUUUGCGCAGGGGCAGACGCUGUCGCAUCCCAGAUAAGCCCAACUACUCCCUGAACCUGUGGAGCAUCAUGAAGAAUUGCAUUGGCAAGGAGCUCUCCAAGAUCCCCAUGCCUGUGAACUUUAACGAGCCACUGUCAAUGCUGCAGCGUUUGACGGAGGAUCUUGAAUACAGCGAGCUCCUGGACCGGGCGGCACGCUGCGAAUCCUCUCUCGAGCAGAUGUGUCUGGUUGCCGCCUUCUCCGUCUCAUCCUAUUCAACCACCAUCCACCGCACAGGGAAACCCUUCAACCCUCUGCUGGGAGAAACCUAUGAGCUGGACCGCGUGGAGGAGUACGGAUACCGCUCCAUUUGCGAACAGAUUAGUCAUCACCCUCCGGCGGCUGCCCACCAUGUGGUCUCGCAGCGAGGCUGGACCCUGUGGCAGGAGAUCACCAUCGACAGCAAAUUUCGUGGCAAAUACAUCUCUAUCAUGCCGCUAGGCAACAUUCACCUUAAGUUCCACGCCAGUGGGAAUCACUAUGUGUGGAGCAAGGUGACCUCCACUGUGCACAACAUAAUCGUGGGCAAACUAUGGAUUGACCAAUCUGGGGACAUUAUAAUAGUGAACCACAGGAGCAAGGACACAUGCCACCUCAAAUUCUCCCCUUACAGCUAUUUUUCCAGGGAUGUUCCCCGCAAGGUAACAGGCGUUGUGACAGACGGUGAAGGCAGCGCCCACUACAUUCUCUCUGGAACGUGGGAUGAUAAAAUGGAAAGUGCAAAGAUCAUAGAGAGCAGCCAUGGCUGUGGGGGAUCUGAGGGCAAACAGAAAACUGUCUAUCAGACUCUACCACCAAAACUACUGUGGAAGAAAUACCCUCUCCCCGAGAAUGCAGAGAACAUGCAUUUUUUCUCUUCUCUGGCCCUGACUCUGAAUGAGCCUGAGGAUGGUGUGGCCCCUACUGACAGCCGUCUACGACCUGACCAGCGGCUGAUGGAGGCAGGUUUGUGGGAUGAAGCAAAUGCUGAGAAACAGCGUCUGGAGGAGUGUCAGAGAUUGGAGAGGAGGAAGAGAGAAGCGCAGGCCACCCUCACACUAGAAGAAGGUAAAGAAGCGGAGAGCUACCAGCCAAUGUGGUUUGAAAAAAGGACUGAUACAGAGACGGGUGAGAGCAGCUACCUGUACAGAGGAGGCUACUGGGAAGCCAAAGACAGACAAGACUGGAGUCAGUGCCCUGCCAUCUUUUGAGGCCUCUCUUCCACCAGGACCAGCUUGCCAUUCCAAAUCAUCUUGUAUUAGGAAAGCUGCUUACCAAUGUUUCCCAUUCCAAGGAGUUUCAAAGAUGUGGAAAAUACUGAUUCUGUUCAGUCUCUACUAAGGCACCCACAUGUAUAUAAACAUAUAUCUUAAUUUGGAGUGUAUUCAUGGGGGCAUUGGGACACCUGUAUUGUAGCAGGGAAAAUUCACAUUGCAUGGGGGGAAAACACAUUUUAAGCACAAUAGACAGAGGCACUUUAUAAAUGUCACAGUGAAAGACACUAAUAACAUUAAUGAUCUGGGGAAUGUAAAACUUCACCAGGGAUAAGAUUCUUCCUCAAAGCUUUUACUGAUUGUUUCAGGUUAACUGUAUGAUACCCAUGAAUUAUCCACCGCUGUGUGAAAAAAGACAUGUAGACCGAAUGCCCUCAAGACUGUGUUCCUGCAUUGAGUUGUAGUAUAGAUUAAGUGCUGUGUAGUUUCAACAGUGCAAACAUGCUCCAUAAGCAACCUACAUAGAACCCAGAUCAGUGAAUUGAUGUUGCUUCUUCAAAAUAACAAUUACAAAGCUAAUUUAUUAGAUAUAUAAUGUGAGAAUUCCUUUUUAGCUGCCUGUUUAGUUAUUUAGCACAAGCGUAAUGUAAAUGUCAUUGUGUAGGUGAUAAAUUACGGCUUAAUUGAGAUUCUCCAUUUAGAGUCAUAGUUAAAUGUGCAAACAUGCUAAAACAUCAAGCUACAAUUCAACUACACAUUUAUUUAUUUAAAUAGAUGAAUUAAUAAUACAUUGCACAUCGUUUAGUAUGACUCAUCUGCAUGCAGUGCAGAUUUUUAAAAAUAAUUAUGCAAAUUAAGCAUACACUUCAACAGAUGCAUUCAUAUAUUUGUCUAACACUCACAGGAAGGUACACAGUACCAGGUCACAUUAUAGGGUGUUUGCAAACCUUUAACCUUGACUAUGUUGUCAAUAACUAGCAUUUUGUGGUGGCAAUACUUUCUAGUUUCCAGUAUUAGCUGCUUAAAGCACAUUAACACUACAUACACCAUUCAUGCUGCAAGGGAAAGUGGUCUGGAAUACUGACCGUAAACUGUAACCAAAAUGAGGAUGAAGGUAACUCAUAUUUAGGCAUUAAAAACAUUCAGAAUAUGAGCAGACCAGUGUUAUAUGUACACUUUAAAUGAGAGUAUACCAUGUCAGGAACUGUGUUUUGUGCAUUGUGCAAAAUGUAAAGGACUGAUUGAACUUCA
Molecule: messenger RNA, 4029 nt
Organism: Ctenopharyngodon idella (grass carp)
Lineage: Eukaryota; Metazoa; Chordata; Actinopteri; Cypriniformes; Xenocyprididae
Product: oxysterol-binding protein 2-like
Exons: 14
Coding region: 559-2775 (738 amino acids)
Cellular component (GO): intracellular membrane-bounded organelle; cytosol; membrane
Molecular function (GO): cholesterol binding
Source: RefSeq, a predicted model, not a curated record